Messenger RNA from Ctenopharyngodon idella (grass carp), 5206 nucleotides. It is a transcript of the gene slc7a5, whose product is annotated as solute carrier family 7 member 5. The coding region runs from base 204 to 1769 and encodes 521 amino acids. Gene Ontology annotation, biological process: neutral amino acid transport; amino acid transmembrane transport. NCBI's taxonomy places the organism in Eukaryota, Metazoa, Chordata, Actinopteri, Cypriniformes, Xenocyprididae. Gene Ontology annotation, molecular function: neutral L-amino acid transmembrane transporter activity; L-amino acid transmembrane transporter activity. Gene Ontology annotation, cellular component: membrane. The record is from RefSeq and is a predicted model, not a curated record. The transcript is spliced from 10 exons.
AGGCAGGCCGAAUCAGGAGAUGCUUUUGUGCGUCUCUACAACAUUGACUUGACACACUUCAGAAACCACGUUUCUCUGAGUCGGACCGGAAUCCACGGUACCACCGUUCAUCAGCGAGCCCAGACUGAAGGAGCUGAAAGGGUAAUUUUUAUACUUAAUAAAAGCAAAACAAAGCGUCUGGCUUUGUUUGACAAAAGGAAGCAAUGUCAGGGUUGAAGAAACGGAGUUCAAAUACAUCCGCGGACCGGGAUGAAGACGACAAGCAGGUGAUGGAGAAGAUGCUCAGAGGUGGGAAUGGCAACAUGAGCCGACCAGGAGACGGCACGCCUGAUAGCCCGACCGCAGAUAUUAGCGCUGCGGAUGGAGAAGAGACAGUCGAGCUGAAAAGAACUAUAACUCUCGUGAACGGCGUGGCCAUCAUUGUAGGCACCAUUAUUGGCUCUGGCAUCUUCGUAACUCCAACCGGAGUGGUGAAAGAAGCCGGUUCAGUCGGGUUGUCGCUGGUCGUGUGGGCUGUAUGCGGCGUCUUCUCCACUAUAGGUGCGCUGUGCUAUGCUGAACUGGGGACCACCAUCACCAAAUCAGGGGGUGACUACGCUUACAUCCUUGAAGUUUAUGGCUCCCUACCUGCGUUUCUGAAACUCUGGAUCGAGCUUCUCAUCAUAAGGCCGUCCUCGCAGUAUAUUGUCGCCUAUGUUUUCGCAACCUACCUCCUGAAGCCCAUCUUUCCCUUCUGCCCUGUCCCUGAGUCAGGAGCCAAGCUGGUCGCCUGCUUAUGUAUCCUGUUGUUGACUGCUAUCAACUGCUACAGCGUGAAGGCCGCCACAAGGGUCCAAGAUGCCUUUGCUGCUGCUAAGCUACUUGCCCUGGGCCUCAUCAUCGUUAUUGGUUUUGUGCAGAUUGGCAAAGGUGAUACUACUGAUCUCCUGCCUGCAAAUUCAUUCAAAGGAAGCAAAUCAGACUUUGGCAACAUCGGAUUGGCUCUUUACAGUGGGCUGUUUGCUUAUGGAGGAUGGAAUUAUUUGAAUUUUGUCACAGAGGAGAUGAUUGAGCCAUACAAAAAUCUUCCUCGGGCCAUCAUCAUCUCGCUUCCCAUUGUCACCGUUGUCUAUGUGCUGACCAACCUGGCCUACUUCACCACACUCAGUCCGGAGCAAAUGCUCUCAUCUGAGGCUGUUGCUGUGGACUUUGGAAACUACCACCUGGGGCCAAUGGCUUGGAUAAUCCCUGUGUUUGUGGGCCUGUCCUGCUUUGGCUCUGUGAAUGGCUCUCUGUUUACCUCAUCUAGGCUGUUCUUUGUUGGCUCCCGAGAAGGUCAUCUUCCCAGUUUGUUGUCGAUGAUCCACCCUGACCUGCUGACCCCUCUGCCUUCACUUAUAUUUACUUGUCUCAUGACUCUCCUGUACGCUUUCUCCAAUGACAUAUUUUCUGUCAUCAACUUCUUCAGCUUCUUUAAUUGGCUUUGCAUUGCCAUGGCGAUCCUUGGCAUGAUGUGGUUGCGCUACAAGAAACCGGAGUUGGAACGACCAAUUAAGGUUAAUAUUCUGCUGCCCAUUUCCUUCGUAUUGGCCUGCCUGUUCCUCAUUGUGGUGUCCAUCUGGAAAACCCCUGUGGAGUGUGCUAUAGGAUUCGGAAUCAUCGCCACAGGAGUUCCCGUGUACUUAUUCGGCGUUUGGUGGCAGACCAAGCCCAAAUGGCUCUUGCAGAUCCUCUUCUCUACCACAGCGACAUUCCAGAAACUGAUGGAAGUGGUUCCUCAGGAGUCCUGAAGACCAUACGGAUAGACAGAUGCCUCUUCCACGCACAAAGUCUCCUUGUAUUCACCUCAGACUCCCUUACUGUAUUCCUCGACUGCCUCACCUCUCGUGUGAGCCAGAAAAAAAGUCAUAUCCUGCUGCCACAGGCAAAAUCUAUAUUAAUUACCACAUGCGAAACAAGACAACAUCAGAGGUCACUGGAGCAUUUCAGUUGAGAUGUAGAUUUUCUCAGUCCUUCCUCAGUUAAAUGUAUUAUACUGUAUACAUUUCAUUCUUAAUGUUUGAGUUCCAAGUUUUUUUUAAUCAGGAUUUUAUAUAUAUUUUUUAAGCCAUUGGAGAUAUGUGUCAUAUAACCACCGUGAGUGGUUUGGUUUGGUCAUCCCUUUAUUUUAGGGCCUGCAGUAGUAUGAUCGUAAGCUUCCUGUAUCGUGUUUUCAGCUUUUGUUUCAAAAUGUACGUGAGGAAAAGUGCGUACCGAAAAUGCUUGUGGGGAGGCGCUAAUGUCUCUCUCAGCAACCAGAACCAUCAUUCCAACCUGACUGACAAAUUUGCUUCUUGGAUUACAAUAUGUUCUAUUAUAUCUACAAUCAUUUCCUUUUCUACAGCAGAUUUGACCAGUUUGCUGUGCCUUUUCUGCCGGUGUAGAAAUGUAUUAUUUUUUGAGAUUAACUUGAAAUGACUUUAUACUCCGACAGAUUUAUUUUUGAUAGCUUCGUGUAUUUUUUUUAAGUGCUACUAAGAAUUUCAAGGAAUCUCCUUUUUUUUUUUUGGUCACGGUCCUCUAAUUGGAUGUAUCCAAUUGUUUGUUAUUAUUAUUAUUAUGGAAGGCACUGACAUACAGUAUUCAUAAAUUCAGAAUCAGAAUACCGAUAGCCUUUCUGCUUACCUCAGUGAACAUCACACUCAUAGAUCUGGCUGUAUAUUUUUAUGCCUAAUUAUGAUUUUAUGAAGCACAAAAGAUGAGACGCUGUUUGUCUUAUUUCUUUCAAGUACAUUUUUUAAUAUUUAGCACCUUUUUUCUGCAUCUGUCAAACAGAUAGCCACAUAUAUAUACGUGAAGUACUUAACACUGGACCACCUAUUUUAUUUCAUUCUCCUUGUAUUUUGGCAAUUAGCUUGGUAGUUGCGAAUUUUUCAAGAAAAACAUGUCCAUUGUCAUAAUUAUUUAAAACAGUUUGUUGUACUACUGUACUACUUAUGGCCGGUUGGCUAUUGCAUCUCUUUAUUGUACCGUCAAGGUAUCGUUAAAAAUCCCCUUACCGAAGAGAUUUUAGUGCCUCAUCAGUUUGCGGACUGAAAAAAUCAGACUGUAAAAUAUGACAUUGUGAUUCAGUUUUAGGUGGCUGCACUUGGAUGCAGUGUGUGUUGGGUUAUCCUAGCUUUGGUUAAAUGGUUAUUUGUUCCUAUACUGGACCAAAUUUGCUGUAUGUGUGAAAAUGCACAUUUUCCGUUAUAAGUGAUAAGAGAAAUACUUGGGGUGUUUUGGGUGAUGCAGGGGAUGAUAUUUUUGGACAAAAUGGAAGUUGUCCUUUGGUUAUUAUGAAUACAGAAACAUUUCCUAUAGGCUUCUGCUUAGAAGGACUUAUAAGAGCUGAGAUGCUUUUCUUUAAUGCUGUUACGAUUUUCGUUGGUGUUUAGAUAUUGAAGCUUUGCGUUAUUUAGAGAAUUACUGCAGUAUGACUAACACUCCAGCCAAUAAGACCAAUUUAUCUAAUUUAAAUAGUUAUGUAGAAAUUUACUUAUGUGUUUAUUUAUUUGUAGGGUCAUUUAUUUAGUGCUCUAAUAAUUUUUACAAGGCAUUUUUCUACAAAAAAAAAUGCUAAGAAUUGUUACUGAUAUUUUUUUCCUUCUUUCUUCAGAAUGAUUUUUUUAUAUAUAUUUGUGUUUUUUUUGUUCUUUUUUUUUUUUUUGUGAAUCUAUAAAUGUUUUUUUGUAACUACUGGCUUGGUUUAGUUUCCAUUGGUGCAUUAGUUUACAUAAAUAACUGAGGGGGCGUUUACACGACACCAUUUUCAACUAAAAACAGAAAACGUUUUUAUGCGUUUUGGCCAUUCAUUUAAACGACAACGGCAUUUUGGGGGCCUGAAAAUGCGAAGUUUUGAAAACGGGUCGCAAAGUGCAAGUUUUUGAAAACGAUACUGUUACCGUCUUCAUGUAAACUACAAAAACGUGAGUUUGUCGAAGCAAUGACGUCAUGCGCACGUGUUAUACGUGUUCGGUCUAUAGGCGUGUAGUGUUUCUUUACGAAGUGACGUCGCCAACUACUGGCCUGGCAGCAGAAUACAGCGUUUUUAGUUGUUUUCGUGGAUCCGUGUGAACGGGGAUUGUUUUGACAAUGUUGUCAUCUGUAUGCGGGUGGGGGGGUUGGUGUGGGUCGUCCCCCUCAGUGCAUAUGAGCACGUGCAUACCCAGAUGCUACGCCACUGGUUGUCGUGUAAACGUACCCUGAGUCUGCCCUGCACUCACAUCUGCCUCCUAUGACAUGACAUUGCAGUUGCAUCACAGUGACGGACGACUAUCACUACAUUUCACUACUUCUGUGACAAAUGAUUAAUUAUAUUUGUUCACCAGAGAUUUGUUGGCAUUUCAUUUUUUUUACUUUAAAUAAAGAAAAACAAUCUUGAAGUUAUGACCGAUUCUUAUUUGUAUGUUUACGAUAUCAGAAUAAAAAUUAAAGGGAUCGUUCACUCAGAAAUGAAAAUUCUGUCACUUAUUCAAGUUGUUCCAAACCUGUAUAAAUUUCUUUGCUCUGCUGAACACAAAGGAAGAGAUUUGGAAGAAUGUUUGUAACCAAACAGAUCUCGCCCCCCAUUGAUUAUCAUAGUACUUUUUUUUUCCUACUAUGGUAGACAAUGGGGGGCGAGAUCUGCUUGUUUACAAAUAUCUUCCUUUGUGUUCGGCAGAACAAAGAAAUUUAUACAUGUUUGGAACAACUUGAGAGGGAGUAAAUGAUAACAGAAUUUUCAUUUUUGGGUGAACUGUCCCUUUAAAUCAUUAAAAACUACAUAUUUUUGUAUUUACAAACUGCCAUGUAUGAUUACAUUAUUCAUGCCACAAACAUGAACAACACAGGCAUGCAAACCCUUUUACCUGAGGGCAGACUCAGUCUUUCGUCACUUCACUUUGAAGCUAGAAAGACUGUUUUCUUGUGUGAUCUGUAGAUGCCGUGUUCAGCUGAUCUCGGAUCAGUCAACUACACUGCUUGUAGUACCCGGACUCUGUUAAUGAUUGUAAGUAUUCUGUCCUGUUCUCUAUGUGAUGUGAAAUACAACUAAGAGAUCCUGUUGAGCAGUUCAUAGUUCAUUUUCUUUUGAUGCCAUGGUUAUACGUCUACUGUACAAGUUUUUUUUUUUUUUUUUUAGACAUUAAACAGUUCACGCUCUGAAGUGAUUUUUUUGAACAUUGUUGAGUAUUCAGAGAAAUAAAACAUGAAUGCAUUCAAAACUUGA